Erinaceus europaeus (western European hedgehog) is the source of this 2276-nucleotide messenger RNA. RefSeq names its product solute carrier family 38 member 6 (gene SLC38A6). The record is from RefSeq and is a predicted model, not a curated record. Gene Ontology annotation, biological process: L-glutamine transport; amino acid transmembrane transport. The transcript has 15 exons. Gene Ontology annotation, molecular function: L-glutamine transmembrane transporter activity. Bases 1137 to 2258 code for a protein of 373 amino acids. NCBI's taxonomy places the organism in Eukaryota, Metazoa, Chordata, Mammalia, Eulipotyphla, Erinaceidae.
UCAUCUGUCCAGGGAAGUCUGGUCGGCAUCAUGCUGGCAUCUGGAACCUGAGUAAUGAAGCUGAAGGGUUGUCAUUCCACACCUGAAGUCUCUGGACACAGUCUGAAGUAAAGCAUGCUGAGGUGGCAUUCCUUGCGUUGAUUAGGUUGAGAUCGGUGGAUGCAAUAUGAUUUGGUAUGACUUGAGAGAAGCAUGCAGGAAAGUAAGCCCCACCCUAAGGUUCCAGGACUAGGGGAAAUAUAGGCUCUAUAGUGGAAAUGUGAGGUUCCUGCUGUCUUAGGGUUCAAGAAGACAAAAGAUAGUUAUUGUUAUCAUCACAUUAUUUGGUAAUUGGGUUAACUUUGAAAAGUCCCUUUGUUAGGACUUGCUGUAUAAUACCCAACAUCUUGUAUGUAGCUGUGCUACUGGUUGCUUCUGUUCUCCCUGGUCUAGGCUUUUGAGAGAGUCAACAUAUCAAAGACUCAGCCUAUGCAUUAAAAAGAUUCAGUCUGUGCUUUAAAAAGUUUGAGACAUACAAUCAAUUUUCCCCUGUCAUAUUAAUUAAGUAGUGAUUUGUAUGACUACAAAUUAAUAGGAGUGUACAUAAACACCAUUCUCACCACCAAAAGACUGUCACUCCCACUCCCCCACCACCCCAGGAAGCUGAAUGUCACCCUACAUUAUUCAAUAGGAUAGAGAGAAAUUGAGAGAGAAGGAAGAGAGAGAGGGAGAGUGAAAGACAUCUGCAGGCCUGCUUCAAUGUUUGAGAAGCAUCUCUACUGCAUACUGCAAGUGUGGGAGUAGCGGUUCAAACCCUGGUCCUUGUGCAGGUCCUUGCUACAUAUGUUUAACCUGGUGUGCCACCACUCAGCCCCCACAAACCAACUUUUAAGUAACUAUUUUCUUAGUAGUGUACUCACAGCCUUUCAAAAUAAAAAAUUUCAAAACUGUGACACCAUAUAAACAUAGAACCUGUUUACUGGUUUUCUUUAAAAAAAAAAACAAACAAAAAACUAUAUGCUACCAAGUUAAGAGAACCUGGAAGAAGUGGAAGAGCUCCUAGAAACAUAUACCCUUCCAAAACUGAUCUAGGAAGAACUACAUAACCUAAACAGACCAAUCACAGACAAUGAAAUUGAAACAGCCUUUUGCUGCUGAUGGUUGCACUCCUGGCUUCUUACUCAGUUCAUCUUCUUCUUAGUAUGUGUAUUCAGACAGCUGUGACAUCUUAUGAAGAUCUUGGACUGUUUGCAUUUGGAUUCACUGGAAAGGUGGUAGUGGCAGGCACCAUAAUAAUACAGAAUAUUGGAGCUAUGUCGUCUUAUCUUUUCAUUAUUAAAGUAGAGCUUCCAGCUGCUAUUUCAGAAUUUUUGUCUGGAGACCACAGUGGGUCUUGGUAUCUUGAUGGACAAAUACUACUAGUUAUCAUUUGUGUUGGCAUUGUAUUCCCUCUUGCACUUCUUCCUAAAAUAGGUUUUCUUGGCUACACAAGUAGUUUAUCAUUUUUCUUUAUGGUGUUCUUUGCACUUGUGAUAAUCAUUAAAAAAUGGUCUAUCCCUUGUCCUCUGACAUUAAACUAUACAGAGCAGUACUUCCAGAAUUCAAAUGCUACAGAUGACUGUAAACCAAAGCUCUUUCAUUUCUCCAAAGAGAGUGCAUAUGCCAUACCAACCAUGGCUUUUUCAUUUCUUUGCCACACCUCUAUAUUGCCCAUAUACUGUGAACUUCAAAGCCCUUCAAAGCAAAGAAUGCAGAAUGUAACCAACACAGCAAUUGCUUUAAGUUUUGUUGUUUAUUUUAUAUCUGCACUCUUUGGCUAUCUUACUUUUUAUGACAAAGUGGCGUCAGAAUUACUGCAAGGUUAUAGUAAAUACUUGCCACAUGAUGUUGUUGUCAUGACUGUGAAGUUAUGCAUACUAUUUGCUGUGCUUUUGACAGUCCCUCUAAUCCACUUCCCUGCAAGAAAAGCUUUAAUGAUGAUAUUUUUCUCCAAUUUUCCAUUCUCAUGGAUUCAUCAUUCUCUGGUCACUCUAAUACUCAAUAUUAUCAUUGUUUUACUUGCAAUAUAUGUUCCUGACAUUAGGAAUGUAUUCGGUGUAGUUGGUGCCAGCACUUCAUCAUGUUUGAUUUUUAUAUUCCCAGGACUAUUUUAUCUGAAACUUAGCAGAGAAGAUUUUCUCUCAUGGAAAAAAGUUGGGCCUUGUGCUUUGCUCAUCUUUGGAAUUUUGGUUGGAAAUUUUAGUUUGGCAUUCAUCAUUUUUAAUUGGGUUAAUAAAUAAAUGAAAUAUAUUUGCCUA